AUGGGAUGUGGGGAUGUGAUUGAGACAAAGAGCGCUGCUCAUUUCGGUCCAGGGUCAGGGCCUGUAUGGAUAAGUGAUUUACAAUGUUCCAACACUGACUCAAGACUAAGAGAUUGUAAAUCAAGUGGAUGGGGAAGAGGCAGCUGUGGACAUGAGAAAGAUGCAGGAGUCAUCUGUAAGGAUAACGUUAGGCUGGUCAGCACCACCAACCCCUGUUCUGGACGAGUGGAGGUUCUUCUUGCCGGUCAGUGGGGAACAGUGUGUGAUGUUGGAUGGGAUGCAUCAGAUGCUGCAGUGGUGUGUAGACAACUGGGCUGUGGGACAGUUUUGGAAGUAAAGAGUGCUGCCUAUUUUGGAAUGGGUUCAGGAACGGUUUGGAUGAAUAAUGUAAAGUGUUCUGGGAAUGAGCCUUCUUUGAUGAGCUGUUCAUAUAAUGCAAUUCCAAACAGAUGUGGCCAUGAGAAAGAUGCCGGAAUCAUUUGUGGAUCUGUUAAAGUCACGUUGAGGGUUGAAGUGAAGGCUAGGAAUGGAGUCGACCCAAAUGCUGCAGGAAUCAUAGAUAGACUUUCAGAGGAGAUUGGGAAGAAGCUACAAAUCAAUGGGAAUUUCUCACUGAAAACUUGGACAGAUGGAAAAAUCUUCCAUGAGAGAAUAGGAGCUGCACCCUGACAAAUUGGUCAUUUCUGGAAUACAGAGAAGAAAAUAAGCAAACUCUAUGUAAAAGGAAAUUCUACAUCCAUUUUUCAGUCUGACGUUUUAUAAAUGAAAUUAAUAUUUAUCUAACACAUUUUUCC
Carassius auratus (goldfish) is the source of this 794-nucleotide messenger RNA. RefSeq names its product putative DMBT1-like protein. Lineage: Eukaryota; Metazoa; Chordata; Actinopteri; Cypriniformes; Cyprinidae. The transcript has 5 exons. Gene Ontology annotation, cellular component: membrane. Bases 1 to 669 code for a protein of 222 amino acids. The record is from RefSeq and is a predicted model, not a curated record.